AUGUUCGACUGUAGACUAUUUCUGAGUUUACCAAUAGAUAUACGACGAAACGUCUACCUAUUUUUGGGAGAUAAUGUUCAAAUCGUACGACCUCCACCAAAAUCAUCUAUAUUCAGCGAUGAGAUUAUUGAGUAUCCAGCGGUCACAGUGACAGAAUAUGAUAAUACUUUGGCUGAAAGGUAUGAGCAACAUGUUAAGAUAUACGAUUACAUUCCGAAUUUUGUUUCCAAUUGGUGUCGAGGCUUCGAGCUAAUAAAGCAGGACCCAUUAGUAGCUGAUAGGCUAAAAGUUUGCAUGAAAUACGAAGAAGAGGAUUGGUUCUGUAUGCAAUGGAUCCUGGUCUGUGGUCAGUUAGAGGUUGGUAUAUUUACACAAGAUGAGCAGUUUCUACAAGUAAGCUACGGUUUAAAGGAAUUUUGCGAAGUGGUAGACGUGCCAGUUCAGCGACUCUCGUUAGGAAUGAAUGUAAGUGAGAUUAACAACAUUGAAGAACUUUGUACCGAGAUCAAAAGACAUUGGUUAUUUGACACAGUGCAAUUUGUGAGCUUUGUUAACUGCUGGGAUAUGGAACAUCCUAAUGUUGCUUCAAUUAUCAAUUUCAUGGAGAACUUCAACAACCUGCGUCUAUUAAAGGUGGAGUCGCAGAACAUGUUUGAUAAUUUGAUUAAUACACAAGGUGUAAGAGCGAAUCCCGGCAAGACCAUUGUGUAUAAUGUGCGUCAAAAUAUAUUAGAGCUUCGAGCGUACUCCUUGCGUGAAUUGGGGUACAAAUCACUGGUAAAUCUUUCAAGAUGGGAACAAUUAGUUUCUCUUUCGCUAAUCGGAUGUGAAUUUAUAGAUCUCAACAAGUUGGUAUUUCCGAAACGCUGCAAAAUUCUAAACAUACAAGACAUCAAAUACAUCGUAUGGUGGAAUCAGGCUGAAAUACUGGAGGUUUUGGACAGUAACUGGUUAAAUCGUACAACAAUAUCAAAACCUCAAUCACCUGAACAAGUGGAAAAAUGGUACUCGGUCUAUAUAAGAGUUGUUGAGACGUACCAUCCUAUAAACUGCAUCACCAUUCAGAAUGUAAAGCGUAUUAAGGGAAACAUCAUUGUACCCGCUCGGCUUCUAGAAGCCUCUCGGAUCAAAAUAUCUAAUGUAACAAAAAUGGACGAAAUACUAAUGAUAUGA
Messenger RNA from Kluyveromyces marxianus DMKU3-1042, 1173 nucleotides. It is a transcript of the gene CTF13, whose product is annotated as Ctf13p. NCBI's taxonomy places the organism in Eukaryota, Fungi, Ascomycota, Saccharomycetes, Saccharomycetales, Saccharomycetaceae. Bases 1 to 1173 code for a protein of 390 amino acids. The transcript has a single exon. The record is from RefSeq and is a predicted model, not a curated record.